Molecule: messenger RNA, 5116 nt
Organism: Nilaparvata lugens (brown planthopper)
Lineage: Eukaryota; Metazoa; Arthropoda; Insecta; Hemiptera; Delphacidae
Gene: FANCI
Product: Fanconi anemia group I protein
Exons: 24
Coding region: 102-4154 (1350 amino acids)
Biological process (GO): DNA repair
Molecular function (GO): DNA polymerase binding
Source: RefSeq, a predicted model, not a curated record
UUUGCCAAUUUUCGCGGGUUUUGUAUGAGUGUCUUUGUUUUGGUUUUUCUCGAGGAAGUUUUUGAAUUAAUGCCAAAGAAGUUUAAUUUAAUUUAAUAACCAUGUCUGAAGAUGUGUUGAAGACUCUUCUGAGUUAUGGAAGAAAGUCGAGUAGUAAAAGCGACUCCAAAGAAUCUCUUCACAGCUUUGUUGGAAACCUGAAUUUGUCUGAUAUGACAGAAUUGGUCACAAAAAGAAUCUCAGUUCCAGAUGGUGUUCAAGCGUUGAAAUAUCUUAUACAAGGUCUGGGAUUUGACAACAAGCUUCAUAUAAAGAGAUUAAAGCUGUGUGAAGCUGUUUUAAGAGCAGCCCAGGAACGUGAACUGCCUGGUAGAGUACUGCUUGACCUUGUUUUGCCAAUCGCUCUGGAAGCCGAAAAGUUUUCAACACCGCAUUUAGUGAGGCUGUGUGAAUUAUGUGUUGAUUUCAUCCCAUCCAGCAAAAACUCAUCCCAAACUUGCUGGAAAGACCUCUUGCCGAAGCUCAUGAAUGUAAUCGAGACUCGGAAAGAUGUGGAUCACGGAGGUACUGAAAUGUCUGGCACUGAGUUCAAAAACCGUAUUGUACAAACUAUUUGUGUCUUGAGUUGGGAACCGCCUAUUGUCACAUCUCUGACUGGCAUGUUCAUUGAACUGAGACUUGCCGUGGACAGAUUGGGAGAAGUGGUCAAUAAGCUCUGCAAACUGAUCGAUGAUCUGCCAGUAGAGGAAAUCCCUCCAUUUGUUCAUCAACUCCUAGAUCUGUGCAAAGAACAUCAUGCAAAUAAUGUAUUCCUUGCACUGAGACGAUACUUUGAUGAGUACAUUUAUAAGCUGGAUACAGAUCACCAACUUCCCAACUCUUUGGAUGCUGAAUCUGAAGACAUGAUAGCCGAAUGUCGGGAGAAGAGUGGCAUAAAUGAGUGUGAAAGCAACGUGCUGUACCACAUUGAAGAAGCGGCAGUGGUUGGUCACUCCUGCGUCAAUCAGCUGUUGAGAUUUGCCAAAGCAUCGAGCAAUUGUCCCGAGCUCAUGAUCGACCCAUUCCUUCUAGCUGUAUUCCUGUCUAUCGCUUCCAUUUCGACUUAUGAAACACAGGUGAUCUCUCUACUUAAAAAUGCUUUUAUAAGAAAACUGAAUGAAGAUGAAAAGAAGACUGAAUCUGCUUGGCUGAGAACGAUGAUGCCUAAACAUUGUGACUUGGAAAAAGUGAUCUCUCGACUGGUCGGUAGCAGCGCCUGCAGCCGUGACAAAGUCUUGAAAGGAAUGAUCAAUUUCAGUUUCUCGCUAAUGUCUUCCAAGAAGAGUCCUGUACUCCAGAAUCCAGAACCACUGUGGAAGCUGGGGCACAUCAUGAUCGUGAUGCUUGUAAAACGACAGAGACAUGUCACUUCCACCGUCUUGCAGCAACUCACCACUUCCAUUUGCUACGGUCAAAGUGAAUACCACCUAACUGAUUGUUUGUACAGAAUAUGUGAGAUCGGAACGUUUGUGGUGCUUGAAAAUCAGUCGGUUCUAGUGAAUUUCUUCGACUUUCUCAAUCAGUUGCCUGGCGAGACAGCGGAGAGUGUGGUGUCAGCAAUAAUCCCUGUCGUACGCAUCUCCACUAAACUGAGGGACAACCUCAUCCUUGUUCUACGCAAAGCGUUGUUUUCAAAAGAGAUAGAGAGUAGGAAAAUGGCAGUGAAUGGGUUUCUAAAACUAUUGAAAUACCUCAAAAUAAAAUCGCUGUCUGCCUUGAGCCAAGGUAGUAGCUUUUCCAUGUUCAAUACUCCAAGUCUAUUCAGUCAGCUUUGCACUGAAGUUCACUGCUCACAACCUGUUAACAGCAACUCGAACGAAGUUAUUUGCUUGGAAUUAGUUGGAGUCCUGAAACGAUGCUUGAUGCUUCAGUGCCCGGUGAAGAUGGUGCUGUAUGAUGGACUGGAUGGAAUGAUCAAGAUGAAUCCCGAAGUGGCACCCAACAUUAUGGAGAUUCUGCUGAAGCAUCUCUGUAAUUUCUAUGUCACUGAUCAAGGUCUUCUUUCUCCUUUCGAUUUCAACAAAACGGUGGCCAUUCAGGGAGCUGAGGCAGUCGUACAGGAACCUCUGGGAUAUCUGCUGUUGGCAACUCAGGAAAUUCUGGUUCGCGUCCAGCAAAAUAAGUCUGAAGAUAAUGAUGAGGAUGAUGAAGAUUUUUGUCCCAGCUUCAAUAAGUUGAGUGAGCUGCUCAAUUCAGCCUCUCAACGUCUUUCACGGUGCGAUCUCAAUCACUUUGAAUUGGAUGAAGAAACAAAUCUGCUGGAUAUUCUACCUGAAUGCCUUCAACGGCAACAAGUCCUCAUACAAAUUCUUGCCACAUACGAAUCCAUGAUGGCUUUCAUAGUCAAUUCUUGGACUGUGGAAUGCACCAAUCAGCAAGCUCAAAUUCUGCAUAGUUUGUUCAAAGGAUUCAGCCUUCUGUAUGAUUACAUCAAGAAUUGCAAACCUAGCAAGAAGAAGGAUGCCAAUAAAAAGCCCAAAGAAAAGUCUGAUUCUGGAAAGAAAGUUCCAACUUUCAAACCUCCCGAAACAAUUCUCAAUCUGCGCACGCUGAAUCGUUUCUUAGAGCUUCUACUGUGUGAAGAUGUGGAAUGGGUGAAUAAAGAAGCAGUUGGAGAAAUAAAAAAUCGCAGAUCGCUGAUAAGAUAUGUGUUCCAUGCCACCUGGGAAGCCAUCCAGCACAUCAGCAAAGACAAGCGAAUGGGAUCACGUGCUCUCAAAGAUUGCUGUACUCUUGGCCGAAUACUCCAUAGAAGAUGCCUGGCGCGUUACACAGAGUUGAGUGACUUCGACUCACCGGCAGCCGUACUGAGCGUGGAAUGCUUCUCGGAACUGAUGUCGUUCAUAGUGACGCGACACAAGUCCAAGCUGCCAGCCUUCUUGGCCGAGAUCGGCAAAGUGCCGACCGAGUCGGGCUUGUCGGCGCAACUGAAGCCGUUCGUUCGAAUCUACCAGCAGCUGUUGGUCGACUCGGCCACCGACGAGGACACAGACCAAUCCAACCUCAACAAACUGUUGCUCUCCGUUUUGAAUGGAUUGUCAACCAUAGCCCUUCAACUGCCAGUGCAUCAGUCGUUGUCCUUGAAGCUAACUGAUUGGCUUUUAGAGUUUGGUCAGAAAAAGACGUUACCGCCAGGAGUUCAUACGAAAACCUUCUUGAACCUCCUUCUGAAUAUGCUACUAAGAUGCAAAACUGAUGCAUCACUCCUGGAUAACAUGGCGCUCCAGCUAUGCCAUAUUUUUGGAACAUAUAAUGAUGAAGAAGUAGAAGAAUGCAAGCUGAAUCUAUCUGUGCUGAAUGAAGCAGUGGCAUUCACUGCAUUGCCUAUGCUAUGCAAUACUCUCAUCACGGUAUUGGACAAUAUAAAAUGGGUUCUCUUGAGACUGAGAUCGGAAGUUUCAGUCCUCUCUCUCCCAGCAUCCUCAGCAAGCAGUCCGAAUUCAAGACGAACAAGCCGCAAGCAGAGAGAGAAGGAGCUGGUGCACGAGGCUGGCAUCUGCGUGAACGUGGCGCAGACCAUCGCCAGUCUGUCGGUGUCGCCGGGCGCAUGCACAGACGCCGUCUUCCAGCUGCUCACACGCACCUACACCACACUCACCGACAUCACCAAGUACUUCACUGCCACCUGCUCUCCGCAGACGCCUGCCUACCAGGAGGCCAGGUUUGGAAAAGUGGUAAAACUUGCUGGAUUCCAUCUAUCCACUCGAGUUGGCGAAUUGAUUCUGUACGUUGAGGAUCCAGUCAAUGAGAAAGAGAACAAGAAGAAAGAGAGCCAGAUCGUUCGCGAAGCUAGAAAACUGACUCAAUACAUUCCUAAGCUGGUUUCAGAACUAGAACAUUUCAAUAGAUGUGUAAACAUUCUUAGUACCAAGUGUAAGGAUAAAGGAUUAGCUGACUGUCUCAAGCUGGCAACAUUCCGAGACUUCAGAUUGAAUACCAAAAAAGUUGAAGAAAUCAUGAACCAAAAUCAUACUGUUUUCGAGGAAAAUAUGGAACUCGAAGACGAGGAAGAAGGAAAUAGAGAGGAGAAUACACAAGAAAAGCCGCUAACCAACAGCAGUCACUCAUCUCAGUCGUCUCAGCCGAAAACCAAGAAACGUCGUACUACUAAGUGAACCAAGUGCAAUUAUUAUGUAAUAUUAAGUAUUAAAAACGUUAUUUGUUUUGAAUUUCUAAAAAGAAAUAUUGAACAUAUUCUUAUAAACUGUACAGACUUGGAAGUUAUCUUUCUGGGUACUAGAAGUGUGUUAAUUAUUGUCUUCAUUUACUGAUAAAUUUGCAAUUCAGUGGUUCAAAGUUUCAAUUCAAAUUGAAUUAAGUGAAUUUUUCAGAUCUGUCCAUCUUGUUGUAAAAAAGUUGCAGGAUACCCAAUAAUGUUUUAUUACACGUUGAAUUUACUUAUUGAUUUAUCCAAUUCUAUUAGUUGAAGUGUUUCUUUUACUUGAGGAUUAGGCCACUUGUAAGGCUUUCAUUUCCAUUUCAAGUCUUCCAUUCAAUUUGAAUUCAAGUGAAUUUUUUAGAUCAGUCUAUCUUGUUGCAAUAAAGUUGCCGGUUAGCCAAUAGUUUUGUAUUACAAGUUGAAUUUACUUAUUGAUUUAUUCAAUUCUAUUAGUUGGAGUGUUUCUUUUACUUGAGGAUCAGGCCACUUUUAAGGCUUCUUCUAACAUUCAGUGAUAAAUAAACAAUCGAAUUUUGUUAUAAAAAUUUUUGUUUUUUCCAGUAACAAUAAUUUGUAUUCCACACACACACACACACACAAACUAUAAUUGUAUGUGUUGUCAUUUAGGAAUAUUAUGAUAGUGCAAAAAAUGAAAUAAUCUAAAAGUAAAUAUGUACUGGUAGGCUAUGUAACACUUGCAAUACCUCUGACUGACCUUACAGUAUCGUAAACCGGAUUUUCAAAUACUGUCCUAACAGUACGAUGUCUUCAAAAACUUCAACAUUUAAUAUAUUUUGAAUUCCCAUUGAAGAUAUUGUAAACUUUUGUGCAUAAUCAUUAUUUAUCAAAUUGUUUAACAUUAUUUCUUAAAAUAUUGUAAAGAUGUUACUGAAUUUCAUUAAAUGAAGUUAUAAAAUA